CCUCAAAACAAGCUGACGUCAAACUGACGUAUGCGGAAGUGUUGGAGCAAAAUUGAAAAUACAAUGGAGCUGCAGCUCGUUAUUUGGGCAAACUCUUCUUAAUAAAAACACAAAUUUAUCGGUAAAUAUUUCAAAAACUCUUCUGCUCGAUAGGACAAAAGGACAAAAUAGGAGCAGCUCAGUGUCAGGACUCUCCUGGUUUCGUCUCAUGUCUUCUGGCUGUCCUCCUCAAUCCCCCGCCGUGGCGAAGCUAGAGAUCGCCGUGGAUGGAGAAUGCCCUCUCUUGGCUGCCACUUUCGCCUACUGGGACAACAUCCUGGGCCCGCGCGUGCGCCACAUCUGGGCUCCAAAGGGCGACCAGCUGAUGUUCCUCAGCGAUGGAGAGGUCACAUUUCUGGCCAAUCACACGCUCAAUGGGGAGAUUCUCCGAAGCGCAGAAAGCGGCGCCGUGGAUGUGAAGUUUUUCGUCCUGGCGGAGAAGGGCGUCAUCAUUGUGUCGCUCAUCUUCGAUGGCGAGCUGAAGGGGGAUAAGAACACGUGUGCCUUGUCCAUUAUUCUGCCUCAGACGGAGCUGUCCUUCUACCUGCCCCUGCAUGCUGUCUGUGUGGACAGGCUAAAGCACGCAAUCCGCAGAGGACGCAUUUGCAUGCAGAAGGGCUUUAGCAUCAUAUCAGUUCUAAGCUCAGAGAUUGUUCCCAUAAUGGAGCUGCUGGCCUCAAUGAAGUCUCACAGUGUGCCUGAAGACAUAGAUAUAAAAGACACCGUGCUAAACGACGAUGACAUCGGAGACAGCUGCCAUGAGGAUUUCCUCCAUAAAGCCAUCAGUUCUCAUCUGCAGACGUGCGGCUGUUCAGUAGUCGUCGGUAGCAACCCAGAGAAAGUCAAUAAGAUUGUGCGGACUCUCUGCCUCUUCCUCACCCCAGCUGAGCGAAAGUGCUCUCGCCUCUGCAGGGCCAACUCCUACUUUAAAUACGACACAGGCCUUUUCGUUCAGGGUCUGCUCAAGGAUUCCACAGGUAGCUUUGUCCUGCCCUACCGACAGGUGCUCUACUCCCCUUACCCAAGCACGCACAUUGACGUUGACAUUAACACGGUCCAGCAGAUGCCGCCGUGCCACGAGCACACGUACAAGCAGCGGCAGUACAUGCGACAGGAACUGAGUACGCUCUGGAAGGCGGAGAGCGAGGAGGACCCUUCUCCAGACAAAAUCAUCCACACCGAUGAAAACUUCACCCCUGACCUGAAUAUUUUCCAAGAAGUCAUGCAUAAAGACACAUUGGUCAAAUGUUUUAUAGACGAGGUGUUCAUGCUGAAGCCAGGCCUGUCCCUGCGGAGCACGUAUCUGUCCCAGUUCCUGCUGCUGCUUCACAGGAAGGCUCUCACUCUGCUCAAGUACAUCGAGGACGAAACACAAAAGGGCAAGAAGCCGUUUCGAUCGUUGCGUAAUUUAAAGACGGAUCUGGAUCUGAAAGAGGAAGGAGAUCUGAAUAUCAUUAUGGCUUUUGCUGAGAAGCUGAAGUCCGGACUCCACUCGUUUGUGUUUUGGAAGCCAUUCUACACCAGCAUGCAGGAGCGAGACGCCCUCACGAACUUCUGAUUUUGCUCAUGUGCACUUUUGUGUCUUGACUGUUUUGCUGUAUUAUGUGAAUUGGUUUUUAUUACUACAUAAAAGCUGGAAGUCAUUCAAUGCUGUCAUUAACCAGUGUUUUAUUUCAAUCAAUACAGAUUGAAUGCUGUCCCAAAAAAUGUUACUGCUGGAAUGAGCCUUUAGGAUUUCAUGCUUUUUGUGUGGAAAAAUUCCUGAUAUAGAAAUAAUUCAUAAAUCGUACACUUUUUAAUUGAGGGUCAGAAUUAAAUAUUGCCCACAGAAUAAAAAUGUUAUUUAAUUUUUUUAAAAGUGUCUUGUUUAAUUAGUGCCUGUGUCAAACAGCUUUUGUUGGCCUUUUAACAUUUUUUUAUGUAUUUAUUUUGAUAUGAUUCUAGCAUGUUGUGAAUGUUAAUGUUCCAGACCUGUGACCUCACAGGUUGUAGAAGUUGACAGUACUGGUACUUGGAAAUAAAACUGUAUAAAGAAAAAUAUACCAGAGGUAUUUGUCGCAGUGGCCUCAUUAAAACACAUUUGUUGUGCGUA
Messenger RNA from Oryzias melastigma (Indian medaka), 2131 nucleotides. RefSeq names its product C9orf72-SMCR8 complex subunit (gene c9orf72). The transcript has 10 exons. NCBI's taxonomy places the organism in Eukaryota, Metazoa, Chordata, Actinopteri, Beloniformes, Adrianichthyidae. The record is from RefSeq and is a predicted model, not a curated record. Gene Ontology annotation, molecular function: guanyl-nucleotide exchange factor activity. Gene Ontology annotation, cellular component: endosome; autophagosome. Gene Ontology annotation, biological process: autophagy; endocytosis. Bases 209 to 1597 code for a protein of 462 amino acids.